GGUUUUUGGGGUUUCGCGAUCUCUCGGCUUUUGUGUGGUUGACUGCUGUGUGUAUGAAUAAUGGUGGUGCGUGAGUCGAACAGAAAAAUCUGGCGAAAAAGAAAACUAAAUUGUUAAUUGUUAAUUGUGUUCAAUCAGCCUGACUGCUUGCCUGCCUGCCUGCCUGACAACGAUCGAUAGUUUAAUUUUUCCUGCUGCUGUUGUUAGAGUGACUUUGUGUAUGAAUGUGUGUGGCCAUAAUCGAAAUCGAGCCCGAACAUGCUUUAAUUGACAUUUUCGCUUUUGUUUUUGUUUCGUGUGUGGAUCAGAAAAAAAAGAAAGAAAAUCUUAUCCAAAACAACAACAUUGAUUGAUUUAUUGAUUUCGAAGAAUAUUCUAUUGUCAUUUUGAUUUUUUACAUCACUGAAUUUUAUUACUUAAAGUACAAAUGCGUCAAUCAAACAAUAAUCUGGAAUCUACCACCACCACAACUGAAAUGGGAACCGAAUUACAAUACUCAAAUUCAGAAAUUCAUAAUGGUCAAAAUGGAUCGGCAACGAAUAAUACCACCGCAACUAAUACCAGUACCGGUUCAACAAAACCAAUAAUCGAACGUGGUGCAUCAUGGGCAUUUGGUGAAACAAAAUUAUUAUUAGCACUUUGGAGCCAGGAUAUGGUACAACGACAAUUAACCAAUUCAAAACGUACAAGACAUGUAUGGGAAAAAAUUGCCGAACGUAUUCGUGAACAUGGUUAUGAUCGUACUGCUGAUCAAGUACGAACACGUGUAUUCAAUAUGAUUGCCGAAUAUCGUCGGAUAAUGAAAAAUCCAACACCUGAACGACGAAAAAAAUGUAUAUUUUUCGAUGCAAUACAUCGAAUUUAUCAGGCAAAAGAUACAAAUAGUCUGGAAAAUGUUAUAUUAACAAUGGGCUAUAUGAUGGAUAAUCAAUCGGGAAAUAUUUGUAGUAUUACAAAUGAUCAAUAUAAUUUUGAUCCAUUAGAUUUUAGUAAUAUUGGUGGUAAUGGUGGUGGUGGUGAUAGUAUUGAUCAAGCUGAUGGUGAUGGUUCAAAUGGUGAUGAUCAAAAUAAUAAUAGUGGUUCCGAUUCUGAUGAACGUAAUAAUGAAUUAUUAGUAUUUCCAUUAUCACCAAAUUCAUAUGUAGCAGCUAAUGAUGUUGAUGAUGAUACCAAUUUUAAUUAUGAUGAAUCAACAUUUGUACCUCAUUCAAAAAGAUUUCGUUCAAAUCCAGAUACUACUAAUGGUCAACAUCAUUAUCCAACAACAAAUAACCAUCAUCAUCAUAAUCAGAAUAAUCAACAGCAUAAUAAUCAUUAUAAUAAUCCUCAUUUAUCAUCAUCAAUGCCAUUGGAUCAAUCAGCAUCAGCAUUAUUAAUUGAUCGAAUGUUUUCACAUCUUUCGAAAGAAACUGAAGUAAUGCGUGAAUGGGUAAAUUUGGAACGUGAAAGAUUAGCACAAGAAGUUGCUCGUCGUAAAGAGGAAAAAGAUCGUGAAGAACGUCGUGAAAAAAUAUUUUUAGAUGUUUUAAAUAAAUUACAGGAACGUAUAUUUAGUGUACUUAAACAUCAUGAACAACAAUCAACAAUGAAACAAUCAAGGGAUCAGGAAAAAUCUCAAUCAAAUGAACCAACACAAACACCUACUUCAUCCUCAUCAUCAACGUCUUCAUCAUCCAAUAAUCAGACUGAUAAAUAAAACAAAAACAAAACAAAUGAUGUAAUGCGACAUUG
Dermatophagoides pteronyssinus (European house dust mite) is the source of this 1731-nucleotide messenger RNA. RefSeq lists its product as uncharacterized. The record is from RefSeq and is a predicted model, not a curated record. NCBI's taxonomy places the organism in Eukaryota, Metazoa, Arthropoda, Arachnida, Sarcoptiformes, Pyroglyphidae.